Molecule: messenger RNA, 1853 nt
Organism: Micropterus salmoides (largemouth bass)
Lineage: Eukaryota; Metazoa; Chordata; Actinopteri; Centrarchiformes; Centrarchidae
Gene: syt15
Product: synaptotagmin XV
Exons: 7
Coding region: 77-1450 (457 amino acids)
Biological process (GO): cellular response to calcium ion; regulation of calcium ion-dependent exocytosis; calcium-ion regulated exocytosis
Molecular function (GO): calcium ion binding; syntaxin binding; clathrin binding
Source: RefSeq, a predicted model, not a curated record
CCAGUGUAGCUUGUGUGUCUGGGUCCAAAGUCCCUGCAACUAACAUGUUCCACUGUGCUGCAGAGAUUCUUUCAAAAUGAUUUGUUACGAUGGGCAGAAGAGCCUCUGGCGUGAUAGUUUUGUCCAUCUGGAAUCCGGUUUGCUCAAUUUUGACCAGGUGAUACUGUUGCCUAUUGGUCUGUCUGUGGGUCUCUUAUUGCUGCUGCUGCUGGGUCUCUUAGUGUACUAUCUAUGGAGGAAGAAUAAGGGGCAGAGUCAGUAUGAGGAGCUGCUCUCUACUGUGCCUUCAGUACCACCAUGCUCUGCUCCAGUGAUCCUGGUGUCUCAGAGCCCCUGGGCCACACCCAGUGAGAUCCCUUUCACCUUGCCUCCUCGCUUCAUAACACAAAACCAUGGUGACCUGGAAAAUGAGGAGAUGAAGAUGGAGGCCCGGAGGGACAUACUAGCCCAUCGUGGGUCACUCUCAGUAAGCACAUGGUACCCAGUGGGGACGGUAUUGGCCGGCCUCUACUCUGUUCCUCCUCUGAACGAGGUGGUGCCCCCCCCCCCUGGCAUGGCCACCCGUCUCUGCUUCUCUGUGGAGUAUCGACACAGCAGCGAGCAGCUCAUGGUCUCCUUGCUCCGCCUCGGCAACCUCCCUCCCCGUUUCCACGGCAACGUCACGCUGGUGGAGCUGCGGCUACUCCCUGACGACCGGAGGCCCCGCCAGGCCAAGGCACGGGGCACGGGGCCCGACCCGGAGUUCAACGACUGCUUGGUUUUCCAGGUGUCAGGAGCGUGCGUGCCUCAGAGCACCCUGACUGUGUGUGUGCUGAGUGUGGAGCAAGAUGGUAAACGCCACGUGGUGGGCAGGAUUCUGUUUCCUCUGGAGGGGGAGCUCGGUCAGGCUGGCAGGGUGCUCUGGAGGGACCUGGAGACGGAGGAUGACACACAGGUACACACAGACACACAAACGACGUUUGCAUAUGCACAAAAUCGCUCAUGGACGCUAAACAUUUUGUUAUCUCUUAUCUCUCAGUGUUCAGAGCUGGGUGAUAUGCAGAUAUCUCUCAGCUACAGUCCAACUCUGCAACGCCUCUCUGUGGUGGUUCUGAGGGCUCGAGGCCUACAGCUGCUCUCAGACACAGGUGUGUGUGUCAAGGUGAGCUUACAGAUACACACUCAGGUGGUGAAGAUCAAGCGCAGCUGUGUGUUGAAAUGUGACAGUGACCCCCAUUUCAACCACAGGAUAACCUUUAAACUCCGCUCGCAGCACUUGGACGAGGCCUGCCUGAGAUUCGAGCUUCAGCAGCCAAACAGUGUCUGCUCAGAGCCUCCAGCCCUGCUCGGAGUGCUGGUGUUGGGUCCCUUCAUGUACGCCAGGGGCCUGCAGCUGCAGCACUGGAUGGACAUGGUCAACACACCACAGGAGCCGGUCGAGCUGUGGCAUGGACUGGGCAGGGCCACGUAAACACCCCAAAACAAUCAUUUGCAAAAAGCCAUGUCCAAUAAAGGGAACUGAAUAAAGAAUUUGGGGAUUUUACAAAAAAAAUUACAACCACCUGACUGAGCUUUGAAUUUAUCCUUUUAAUAUAUAAAUGAAAUCAAAUCUGGUAACAUUCUUUGACAGUUUAGUUACAAGAAAACAAAUGCAUACAGUAAAAAGCAUGGUACCCUCUACAUCUUUUGGAGUUGGGACUAAGUUAAGCUGAACCACCCUUUUUUACAGUGUAGUCUUUAUUUUACUUUUAUCUUUUAUUUUGAUAUGUGUUUUGUUUUGUUUGUAUGUGUGUCUAUAUAUCUACAUCUAAACCGGUUUCAAUAAAGAUUUUUUUAUAGAACAAAUCUGACUUCACCAGCGCUUCAGCACUUCC